GAUCGCCCUACGCAAGAUCAUGACAAAAUCAGCUCACGCUUGAAAAUCCAUUCUCUUCCGCAGAAUAUAUUAAGAUCGAAAAUUCCAUUUGCUUCAUUUAGUUUCCCUCGACGGGAUUGAUAGACCUUCCACCCCAAAUUGUUCCUUUGUUUUUCGUUGGCUGCAUUGACAAAUCAAGACUUCAAUACCGGUGUAUCCUUUGACCUUCCUCACUCACAGACCCCACCUCGAGUACCGGUACUGAAACUGCCACAUUCACGAUUGCCGUCUUCCAAUUGCUGGCUAAAUUGGUCCGAACGCUAGGCUAGCAAAGGAUAAAUAAAGCCAUCGUGUCCUGUGGCCACCAUGAAGCAUGCUGCUAAGGUCUUUUAUCUGGCCGUCUUCGCCCUGCUAGGCACGUCUCAUGCUCAAGAUGCCAAAGCGCCCUCGAAGUCGAGAACGAAAAGUCCUGAUGUCUGCGCGGUACGCUGUCUUCUUUCUACUACUCUUUCAGGCACCUCCCUCUAAUGCCGUCCUUCAGAUCUCUCCCAAAGCCACCGUUUCCGACGCCUGCGCUUCCUACUCUACCAUCGAUAACUUGAACCGGGAUUUAAACACCGUCCUUCUUGAUGUCACGCAGAAUACCGAUUUCUUUUCUUAUUACCGGCUCAAUUUAUUUGGGAAAGAAUGUCCCUUCUGGAGUGAUUCGAAUAGCAUGUGCGGCAACAUUGCCUGCGCCGUAAAUACACUGGACAACGAAGACGAUAUCCCCAAAAUAUGGAGAGCGGAGGAGUUGGGGAAGCUGGAGGGACCAAAAGCCAGUCAUCCAGGAAAAAGAUUACAGGAAGAGAGGGGCCCGAAGAAACCGCUACAAGGAAUGUUGGGCGAUGAUGUAGGAGAAAGCUGUGUGGUUGAAUACGACGACGAAUGCGAUGAACGAGACUAUUGCGUACCGGACGACGAGGGUUCUGGCGGAAAGGGAGACUACGUGAGUUUGGUGGAUAACCCGGAAAGAUUCACGGGUUAUGCUGGCGAAGGCGCAAAACAAGUCUGGGACGCCAUAUACAAAGAGAACUGUUUCUCGAAAGAGUCAUUCCCGAAAUCAGCAUCUCUGGGAAGCUCCUCUCCCUUUUCCUUCUUGAAGGGAGGGGCUGCGAAUGAGCUUCAGUCGGUUAUUCGCGAACGUGGUCGUCAACAAGCGCUUGAGGAGCAACAAAAGCUGGUUCCAGAUACUCCAUUCGUCUCGGAGACUGGUCUCGAGUAUGAGGACGAGUGUUUAGAAAAACGGGUGUUCUAUCGAGUCAUAUCUGGAAUGCAUACAUCAAUCAGCACCCAUAUCUGUGCUGAAUACCUCAACCAAACUACCGGAAAAUGGAGUCCAAAUCUUGAAUGUUAUAAGCAGAGGCUCCAUCGAUUUCCAGAAAGAGUUUCAAAUCUAUAUUUCAACUAUGCCCUUGUACUGAGAGCAGUAACGAAACUCGGGCCAUAUCUGAAAGAGUAUACGUUUUGCUCUGGUGACCCAGCUCAGGAUGAAAUAACCAACGCAAAAGUGCAGGCUUUAACAUCACAAGCCGCUCAGGCUCCUCAAAUAUUCGACGAAAGUCUGAUGUUUGUCAAUGGAGAAGGCCCUAGUUUGAAGGAAGACUUUAGAAAUCGGUUCAGAAAUAUCAGUCGUAUCAUGGACUGUGUCGGAUGCGAUAAAUGCCGACUCUGGGGAAAAUUGCAGACCGCCGGCUAUGGAGCUGCCCUCAAAGUUCUGUUCGAGGUCGCCGACGACAACACCAAGGAUGUUCCACCAUUGCAGAGAACCGAGUUGGUUGCUCUUUUCAACACACUCAACCGCAUAUCAAACUCUCUUAACGCCAUCAAGGAAUUCAGAGCAAUGGUCGAGGCCGAAGAAACAGCAGCAGAAAGCGUGGGCCACCACCAUACUAUGCCCGAUCGAGUAACGAAACCUCACAAUGUCAUUCCUGGCAAAGACUGGGAGGGAGGUGACGAAGACGACUUUGCGCAAUUCGAAGCAGAGCGGGAAAAGGAGAGGGAGGAGGAGGAGGAAGAAUCGAUCUUGGAGGAAUUCUACGCGGAACUCAGACUCGUCUGGAAAGCCACGAAAUAUGUCUUCCGGGGUUGGUUGAUGUUUCCUAAAGCUUUGUGAGUCAUCCCACCUAUCUAAUAACUACAAUCAUGGAAUGGAAAUUCGCUAAUAGAUAUAGAUUUGAUAUCGUGGUUCUGGAAGCAGCGAGGGCCUGGGAGUUCUAUGUUGGAUUACCAGUCACGCCCAGGAAAUGGUCUAUCAAGAGACCGAAUAUCGAUGAGUUGUAGAUCAUUUCCCCUUUUCUCCUCAUCUACAGUGAGUGAGUUGGGAGAACCGCUUUUUUUGUUGGAUUAGAGAGGCUUUUUGUUUCUGGUUGCAUCAGCGUGGGGAGUUGUGGGUAUAUUAUACUAUACUGUACAUAUCUAUAUACAUACUUGAAAUUUUUCCGCUGCACACGAGGAAUGUUUUGGGUUUUACCGAGCAUGGGAUUGGAGUCCUUGUAAGACAGACUUACUUGUUCGAUAUAAAUGAUAGGUCUUUUUCGUGG
This is a messenger RNA of Hymenoscyphus albidus, 2561 nucleotides long. The record is from the annotation of a GenBank genome assembly. Lineage: Eukaryota; Fungi; Ascomycota; Leotiomycetes; Helotiales; Helotiaceae.